AUGAAAAGAUGAGUGUAGACAAGUAAUAUUAGGAUUAUAAAAAGGAGGGGGAUUGAUGAGAAACACGAGAGUCCCUCUUGCCGUGUUGAAAGAAAAGAAAAAAAAACAAAGCCCACGCGAAAGAACAAGGAACCACAAUAAGAGGGGCUCUCCCUCUACCAUUUGGACUCAUUCGUUUUGAUCGCAUCUCCUUCUCUCUCUCCCAUAAAACCAUUUAUUAGGUGUUAAGCUACUACUAAAACAUUAAAAAAAGAAGAAGAUGAGUUUCUUAGGUGGAAACAUGGUCAUGUUGGUGUUCUUAAUGGGUUAAGGGUUGGCUUCUUCUUCUCCAACAUAAAAGAAGAAAGAUUCAUUCUUUUCUCUCUAUCAAGAAUCAAAUAAAGUCUUUGAAUACUUGUUGGUAUUUCCAUAGUUUGGGGCAUCUUCUUCUCAUUCAUGCUGUUUCUGUGUUUGCCUUAAUUAGGCCUUCCCUUCCUCCCCACUCUCUUUUACCAAUCAAAAUCCCUUACUUCUAUAUAUAUACACACACACAGCUUACUUGUGUUUGAUCAUUCUUCAAUGGCUGUUCAAGCUCAAUACCCAUCUAAUGUUCACCUCUUUAACAGAGCUGUGCAAGAACGAAAGAACCCAAUUGGCAACGAUGAAUAUUCGUUGCAACCUCAACCUGCUGGAGGAUCAAUUCUUGAUCACACACAAAUGCGAUUCAAUCCAGGAGCUGGCUCUUAUCAUCAUCCGCCGUGUAAGAGAAGAAGAGAAGUUAGCACCACCACUGCAAUGAAUCCGUCAAUGCAAUCUCAGCCGCAGCUGAUUGAUCUCACUCAGCUUCAUACAAAUCCAAAUGUUGUCUCCACCGGCCUCCGUUUAGCUUCUGGAGAACAGUUACAACACCAUCAAAAGCAGCAACAACAAAACCAACACUCUCUUUCUCCUCAAUCUUCUCAAUCAUCAGCUUUCUAUUCCAUAUUCACAGAAGACAUGUCUACUAUUAUCAAACAACACCGCGAUGAAAUUGAACAAUUCCUCCAUGUUCAGAGAGAACAAUUAAGACGGACAUUAGAGGAUAAAAGGCGAGCACACUAUCGUGCUCUGAUUGGAACCGCCGAGGAAUCAAUGGCACGGCAGCUGAAGGAAAAGGAAGCCGAGGUUGGAAAAGCGUUUCGGCGCAACGCCGAGCUAGAGGCGCGUGCAGCGCAGCUCAGUGCAGAGGCGCAAGCCUGGCAGGCAAGGGCUAGAGCGGAGGAAUUCACCGCAGCAACGCUACAGGCACAGCUGCAGCAGGCGAUGAUGAACGGCGGAGGGUGCAAUGCGAACCUCCCGGACGGAGACAUCGCCGGCGCCGGAGAAGCUGAGGAUGCUGAAUCAGCUUACAUCGAUCCAGACCGAGUGGUGGAGACAACCGGUCCGAGUUGCAAGGCAUGCCGGAAGCGAGUAGCGUCGGUGGUGCUUUUGCCGUGCCGGCAUUUGUGUGUGUGCACAGAUUGUGACGCUGUGGUACAAGCAUGUCCACUCUGUCUCUCCAUUAGAAGCUCAAGUGUUGAAGUCUUCCUCUGUUAGAAAAGCCCAAUCUUUGGCCCAUUUAUUUAAAGCCCGGGCCCAAAUAUCAUGAACUAAGUAAAAGAUUUUCUAACUAUUGUAUUCAUGCUACUUUUAAGUUUUAAAGUAAAAAAAAUGAAUAUAAAAAGAAUUGAUUAAAAAAAUUAAAAAAUUACAUAUCUCUUUAUUCAAAAGCUACUUCUUUUUCUUUUGGCUUCAUAGUCAAGACACAAAAUCUUUAUUAUUUUUUGGGGAGAGGUGAAUGUGAUGUACAUUAUGAAAUGGAGAGGCAUUUUCCUUUUCUGUUCCUU
Messenger RNA from Solanum lycopersicum (tomato), 1844 nucleotides. Its product is annotated as BOI-related E3 ubiquitin-protein ligase 1. The record is from RefSeq and is a predicted model, not a curated record. NCBI's taxonomy places the organism in Eukaryota, Viridiplantae, Streptophyta, Magnoliopsida, Solanales, Solanaceae. Gene Ontology annotation, molecular function: ubiquitin-protein transferase activity.